Psylliodes chrysocephalus is the source of this 2673-nucleotide messenger RNA. Lineage: Eukaryota; Metazoa; Arthropoda; Insecta; Coleoptera; Chrysomelidae. The record is from the annotation of a GenBank genome assembly.
UUCAUUGUCAUUGCAGUCAUAUUUUAUAUUAGGAUAAGGAAGUUAUACACGAAGUAUUAUAAAUAAACAAGAAUAAAAUUAAAUCAUAGUGCUUCAAGAAUCUAUUAAAUUAAGUUUAUGUAAUAAAGUUCGUUGUUUAUAUCUAUCAUCUUAAUUAAGGCAAUAAUAUGGCUACAGCAUCAUUUGCUGAAAAUGAUACCUUGCUCAAUAAUCAGAUGGGCCAGGUGAGUAUUUAUGGCAGGGAAACAAAUGAUGAGCUUUGGAGGGAAUGUGCUGAAUGGCUAAUAAGAUGGGAGAUACUUCCAGGAGAUCACAAAGCAAAUUGUCCUACAGCUUGUAUAGCUGAUUUAGCAAACAUUUUGCGAGAGGGUGUUUUACUCUGUAAAUUGCUCAAUAAAAUUGAUCCAGGCUGUAUUGAUAUGAAAGAUGUAAAUUUGAAACCAACUUUGGCACAGUUUUUGUGUUUGCGCAACAUCAAUUUGUUCCUCAAAAUAUGUGAGAAAAAUUUUGGACUAAAACAGUCUGAUCUGUUUGAAGACACAAUGUUAUUUGAUUUGACCAAUUUUCACAAAGUUCUGUGUACCUUAUCAAAGCUCUCUUUAUGUCCUAAAACUCUGAGAUCCCGAAUACCGGGAUUUGCUGCUCAAAAAUUAAAAAGAGAAGAGGAAGUAAUAUAUCACAGCUUGAGAAGUGUAGAGAUGCCAGUGAGAGAGAGGAGCCUAGUUGACACACAUUGCGCUUUUACAGCUUCUAAUGACAUAUAUCAGGAUUUGUAUCUCGACAGAACAUCUUUAGAGCAUUCCCAACCGACUGAAAAAAGGGAUUUUGUAAUUAAGGAACUACUGGAAACUGAAAAAAAUUAUGUAGAUGUAUUAGAAAAACUGAAAAAGAAUUUUAUGAUCCCGCUCAGUGGUCAAAUGAAACAGGAAUAUCAUACUUGCGUGUUCUUCAAAAUAAAGGAAUUAAAAGAUGUUCACGCAGAAUUUUUAGAGGAAUUGUUACGUAUCAGAGUUAAUACUAACGUAAGAAUUAGUAAUAUUUUUAUGAGGUUUAGGGAGAAAUUCUUGAUUUAUGGAGUAUAUUGUGCCAAUUUAACUAAAGCUACAUCGAUUCUACAAGAACUCUGUGAUAAUGAGGAAAUAUUUAAUCAAAUGAUAAUUAGAUAUGAAAAAGAAGAUAACAAUGGUAGAUUUAAGUUAAGAGAUGUUCUGUCAGUGCCAAUGCAAAGAAUAUUGAAAUAUCAUCUGUUAUUGGACAAAUUAAUAGAGCACACCAUAGAAACUCAUGAAGAGUAUAAUGAUCUGAAACGAGCUAAAGAAGCUAUGCGUGACGUCGCUGGUUAUAUCAACGAAGUAGCCAGAGACAGCGAGCAUUUAGAUGUGAUAAAUAAUUUACAAGAAACGAUAACGGAAUGGAAUGUCCACCCCAAUCAAAAAUUAUCCGAUUUUGGUAGGUUAGUGAUAGACGCCAGCCUCAGGAUUAAAGCCCAUGACGAUCAGAAGACUAGGAAUAGAUACGUUUUUAUUUUUGACAAGUGCAUUUUGAUCUGUAAGCAGCUUAAGGGCAACCAGUUCGCUUUCCGGGAAUUAAUAAAUAUUGCAGAUUAUCAUGUAGAAGAAAUUCACAACAGGGCAAUUUUGAAUAAGGAAGCAAGAGCGUUUUUCCAAUUUUGUCUUGUUAAAAAUGAUAACCAGAAUGCUUUUACUAUAUCGUUGAGGACGGCAGAGCUCAAACAAAAAGUUAUCAAGGCUAUAAAUGAUUGUCUAGACAAUCUGAAACCGAAGGCUCUUAAACACACCAGCCAUAAUUUUGAACUUACCACUUUUUCGCAACCUACCCAAUGUUUUUUUUGUUCUAAAUAUUUGAAAGGUCUCAUUUCCCAAGGAUACAAGUGCUCUACGUGCGGUAUAAGCGUCCACAAGGGUUGUAUUCAAAAUUCCGGAAAAUGUGGACAAACUUUGCAAAUGAGCCCCUCCAUGAGUAACGGGUUUAGUGACCCGUUAAGGGAUAAACUGUGGUUUGUGGGUGAAAUGGAUAGAAAUAACGCUAGUAGGAAUUUGGAAAACAGGGAGAAUGGUACUUUUAUGGUUAGGAUUAGACCGUUGAGUGAUGAUAAUGAUAAAUAUGCUCUCACAUUAAAGACUGAUACUGUUAAACAUAUGAAAAUAUGUUGCAAACAUGAAAUUCCUGGUGAUGCGAAGAAGUAUUAUUUGUCUCAAUCGAAGUUUUUCAAUAGUAUUGAAGAACUUGUGCUCAAUUAUCAAAAUUACAGUCUGAAAGAAAAUUUUGAAAGGUUAGAUAGAAAUACAAAACUAUUAUGGCCAUUUCGACAAUUAAAAGCCACAGUUAUUCGAAGUUAUGAUUGCAAGGAUCGAUAUCAAGUUAGUGUAAGAGAGGAUGAAAGUGUUAUAGUUGUAGGAAAGGAAGGUUACAAAGAUGGUUUUUGGAAAAUUAGGACUGGAACUAGUGAGACGGGAUUUAUUCCUCACACAGUACUUCGAGUGGAUGGGGAAAUGCGUUUUGAAUCUUAACGCGAAAUUUAUAUCAUAAAAAUGUAUUACUAGUCAAGAAAAAAAUGUUGAAAAUGCAAUAAUAGUUAGACAUACUCAACGAUGUUUGUAAAUACUUUAUAAAAAUGUUGAUUUUAUAGAAUUUUUUUAUAGGUCUUGAAUG